Molecule: messenger RNA, 2474 nt
Organism: Tachysurus vachellii
Lineage: Eukaryota; Metazoa; Chordata; Actinopteri; Siluriformes; Bagridae
Product: zinc finger and SCAN domain-containing protein 22-like
Exons: 4
Coding region: 201-1676 (491 amino acids)
Biological process (GO): regulation of transcription by RNA polymerase II
Molecular function (GO): DNA-binding transcription factor activity, RNA polymerase II-specific; RNA polymerase II cis-regulatory region sequence-specific DNA binding
Source: RefSeq, a predicted model, not a curated record
GGCGACAGCAGCUUUUAAUCGAAAAAAAAGACGACAAAGAAGAAGGGGAAGAAGGGUUGGCGUUGAUUCUUAGACAAAGCUAAUAUUAACGGUAUAUGACAUACUAAUCUAAUCGAGCAUAACUGACACAGGACUGUCCUUAGAGCUGGUGUUGUUUGCUAACGCGUUCUCGUUGUUUUGGGCUUUUGGACUGUGAGAUUAUGGACGUGAUCAGGUGUUUGCGUUCUCUUCUGGACCUCCAUGUUCAGCUGCAGAGAGCUGUAGCCCUUCAAGGAGAAAUCCAGGCCCAAUUUCUUGCUCAGCUUUUACAACCAGACAACGCAAGCCCUCGGCAGAUGCCUCUUCCACAGCUGGACUUAACCGGGGACAAUCUGGAGCUUUCUCUGUCUGUCUUUGAACGGGCUCUGGAUGACAGCAAACUCCCAGUGAAGCAGUGGGGUUCGAGGCUAGCACAGCUCCUCUGUGUGAAGACAUCAGAUGAGGAUGAUCAUGAGCUGAGUUAUGAAGCUGUAAAAUUAGAUGUCAGGAGGCAGGCAUGUUCACUGGAGUAUCAGAGGUGGAGGGACUUUAACAAAGUCCAGUAUGAUCCUCAUAAGGGGGUGCGGGAACUGAAAUUUGGGGUGGAGGAAGCAGCAAAGAAAUGGCUCCAGCCUGAAAGGUGCAGCUCUGAGGAAGUGGUGAGAAAAGUGGCCCUGCAGAAGUUCCUCUCCCUUCUUCCACCAGAUGCGAUUGACAAGACAUGCGAGGAGCAGCCGCAGAACAUGGAGGAAGCUGCCGUCAUAGCGGCAUCCUUCCUAGAAAAUGACAGGGCUGAAUGGAACAGAGACAGGGAGAGACAUGACGAAUCACAGACUGAUCAUGGCUACUCAAGGGAUCAUAUCAUCUCAAAUGAGCUGAAAAAGCUGGACUUGGAGGCAGUUUUCCCAUCUGAGAGCCAAAGCCUGGAAGUUACUGUUGGAGAUGAGCAUUUUGAAGAGAAGGAACUUUCUGAAGCUAUGCUUUCCCCAUCAAUGGUUGACAUAAAGCCAAUACUAAAUGCUGAAGACACACCUACCAUUAGAAAUGAUUCUCAAGUUCUGCUUCACAGACCCUGCUAUAGUGGCGAAUCUAUGAAGUCUUCACCAAGGCGAGCUAAUAAGAAUGGGAACAUAAGCACAGGACCGAAAUUAAAGCGUGCACUUGAGUGUCCAGACUGUGGUAGCAAGUUCAAGAGGUUUGACUACCUAAGAAAGCACACAUGUACUCCUGGGCAAAGUCUGGGAUGCCAACACUGCGAUCUGCGCUUCCCCUCCCUCUCUCAGUUAACUAACCACCUGCGUGUGCAUCGGAAAAUGUUACACUGUCCUGAGUGCAACAAGGCUUUCAGAGACCGCUUUAACCUCCGCUGCCACCAGCGCACACACACAGGUGAAAGGCCUCAUAUUUGUGCUGACUGCGGCUCUGCGUUUGCUCAGGAGCGAGGGCUACAGGAGCACCGCAACAUCCACACCGGCGAGAGACCCUUCCAGUGCCCAGUGUGCAGGAAAGGCUUCAGCCACAGCCGCACGCUUGCCAAACACGUGGUUGUGCACUCGGAAGCAAGGCCUUACAUGUGCUCCGACUGUGGCAGAGCUUUUAAGAUUAAAGACAACCUGCAUCAGCAUCAAAAGAAAAUGCAUCCCAGCAAAUACUUGUGAACACACCCUAUAGCUCAAACACUACUGAGAGAGCCAUGCAAUUUACAACACAAAAGUGGUACAAUAUACACUUUAUAAUGCCAGUGACGUUUCUGCACAGAUACAGUAAGGUGGAAAUAAGUGUCUUCAGUACACACACUAUGUCUUUUAAUUAGAAAAGAGAAAAGCUAUGUUUGGGGAAAAAAGACAGAUAGAAAAGUCUAACACUAUAACAGUUCCCAACACUGUAUACGCAACAUUUUGGAACUGUUCAAUAAAAAGGGAGAUUAUAUGACAACUAAACAUACAACAAAUAAAGUGCAAAUAAAUUGAUGUUUUAAGCUGCAAAUUCUCUGGUGUAACUGGUUUUUAGAUCAAAUCAAAAGGAUGGUAAGAUUUAGGCAACACUCCUACUGAUACACAAACCCACAUCAUAGUUAUAUGGCAUUACAUCCUUGCAAUCAUUUAACAAAAGUUGUGUCGAUGUGAACGAGUGUAGAUGUGAGCAUUUCAUUCUAAUGCAACAGUUAACAUUUUUAACUACAGGGUGUUCCAGUUCUCCUUAAAUAGGGAAACGAACACUUUUUAACAAAAGGACUUCCAACAUUUUUCAUAAUUUAUGAUAUAUAUAUUUUUUUCAGACAGCCUUUAAAAAUGGCUUUAACAAAAGAACAAUGAAAUCAUUCUCCUGGCUGGAUCAGGAAGCUGUCACAAGAUUUCGAUGGACUUUAACGGGAAACAUUUGACCCUUUUGCCAAACUUGGAUCUAAACUUGGGAGAGAUGCCACUGUGUGUUUACAAAAAUCGUGUACAGGCUGU